GGAGCUCCGGGAGGCCCAGGGUGUGCGGACGAGGUGGACCGGGAUUGCAGGGAGGGGACGGCUGGGGCGUCAGCGGUUGUUCCCGCAGCCUCAAAGCCCGAACCCCGCCAGCCUCUCUUAGUGCAGGCUUGGGCUAACCCAUCUUGCCUGGAAGCAUUAGGUGCUUAGUGUAAACAGGCUGCGUGUGGGUGGCGUCUGGCUGUGUCCCUACACUGGCCUCUUACUGCCUGCGUCACCUCGAGGGAGGCCCAGGCGGAGGUACAUGGUCUGGAGGAAUGAGCGCCCUCCAGGAUGGCCAGGCCGCAGGGGCUUUAGUCGUGGGAAGGUGGUGGGUACUCAGCCCUGUAGUCCCAGGACUCCUUCCCUCAGCCCAGCUCGUGCGGAGCCCUUUCCAGGGAAGCGCCCUUCAAGGCGCCAGCUUCGAGCAGUGUCUGUGCCUCCGGCGCAGUUCACCGAGGCCUGGCAGCCUGCGCCGCAUCGGGUGCUCCCCACCCCCCGCGGGGCCUCAGUACACUGUUUCAAUGCUUCUACCACGGAAAAAUGCACACAUCAGUUGGCAGCCCACAGACGACUCUCCACUGGCACCCACUUCCAGUCUCUUCUCACCUGCCCACAGGGAGAGCCAGGUUCCCGUUCAGCCGCCCGGAGCUCCUGAAGGAGUGGGUGCUCAACAUCGGCCGGGUCAACUUCAAGCCCAAGCAACACACGGUCAUCUGUUCUGAGCACUUCAGACCUGAGUGCUUCAGCGCCUUCGGGAACCGCAAGAACCUCAAACACAAUGCCGUGCCCACCGUGUUUGCUUUUCAGAACCCCGCACAGGUCUGUCCUGAGGUGGGGGCUGGUGGGGACGGCACACUGGAAGAGUUUCAGCCUCCAGACACUGAAGGCCCUGUGAAACAGGUCUUACCAGAGAGAACAGAAGCAAUGGAGGCUUCUGGCCUGCCAGCCGGCCCCAUGGGGUUAGAACGGCCCUUCCAGGGACAGCCGUCGGAUCACAGCUAUGCCCUUUUGGACUUGGAUACCCUGAAAAAGAAACUCUUCCUCACGCUGAAGGAAAACAAGAGGCUCCGGAAACGACUGAGGGCCCAGAGGCUGCUGCUUCGGAGGACGUGUAGCCGCCUGCGAGCCUACAGAGAGGGACAGCGGGGACCACGGGUCAGACGGCCAGCACAGCAGAACUGAGCCCGAGGAGGCUCUGGGAUGUGAGGAAGUGUGCACAUUCCUACUACUGGUGCUGCAAGGCACCUUGAGACUGGCUAGAUAGGAUGCCCUCGUCAGGGGAGGGCCCAAGUGCUGGGGAACCAGAGGCACAAUCUCGGGUCUCCUGGGCUGAGGAUGGCAGCUGUGGGCCUGUCUUGUAACAGUGACCAAAUGUUAGGAGUUGUCACAGCCCUGCCAGAGAUAGCUCCCCGAGGGAGAGGUGGCCAUUCCUGCAGUCCACCUCCAGGAACACGGCUAGUCUGUGGGGUCGUUCUCACCUUCCCAGAGGAGGAGUUCUGAGGGCAGGGCAAGGGUCUCCCGCACCAGCCUGUAUUUUUGACGACUCUUUCUGGCCUGGUCUGUGUAAAUGUGGAAUAAAUUCUUUGAACUCUA
This is a messenger RNA of Microtus oregoni (creeping vole), 1593 nucleotides long. It is a transcript of the gene Thap3, whose product is annotated as THAP domain containing 3. Bases 541 to 1182 code for a protein of 213 amino acids. NCBI's taxonomy places the organism in Eukaryota, Metazoa, Chordata, Mammalia, Rodentia, Cricetidae. The record is from RefSeq and is a predicted model, not a curated record. The transcript is spliced from 4 exons.